UGUGUUUAUAUUUUUUGUGUCAAAUUUUCGGUAAAUUAAGUGAUCAUUGAAUUGAAUUCAAAGCUAAAGUCAUUCAAAGAGUUUGCGUUUCGUGUGAAGAGCUGAUCCAAUCAUCACAUGAAUGGCGAGUCUAUUGCCAGAGACGGACAGCGAAGACGAGUUACCCAAUGGUUGGGAACAGAGGCUCACAUUAGAGGGAAAAGUAUUUUACGCUAAUCAUCAGCAGAAGUCGACGCAAUGGACACAUCCACUGACCGGCAAACGGAAACGAGUGGCCGGAGAACUGCCUUUCGGAUGGGAGCGACAGAUCCUCGACGACGGAACUGUUAUAUAUGUCGACCAUACGACCAAAAAGACUACAUUUACUGAUCCGAGACUCGCGUUUGCCAUCGAAGACACAGACAAGGAAGACAUCGUUCAAAGGUUUGACGCGUCGAGUACUGGUGACCAAGUAUUACACGGACGAGACCUCACCGGAAAAGUGGUGAUCAUAACGGGUGCCAACUCUGGUAUUGGGUUGGAAACCGCCAAAUGUCUGGCCUCUAAAGGGGCGCACAUUAUAAUGGUCUGCCGUCACCUCAAUAGAGCCCAUGAGGCCAUUGAGUACAUCAAGAAGUCUGUGCCCAAAGCAAAACUCGAUGCCUUAACCUGUGAUUUAGAGAGCCUUCAAAGUGUUCACCAAUUUGUCGAAGAAUUCAUUUCACUUCAGCUUCCCCUCCAUAUCCUUAUUCUAAACGCCGGUUCAAUGCUUUUGCCUCAUUGUCUAACAGUGGAUGGCUUUGAGACCACCUUUCAAGUGAACCAUUUGUCACAUUUUUAUUUGACUAAAUUAUUGCAACAAAAGCUCAUCGACUCGUGUCCGGCGCGGGUGGUUGUCCUCUCGUCCGAGAGCCAUAGGUUUAGUACAAUGAGUAUUGAGACACUGAGUCAAGAAUGGGUCUCACCAUCGACUUCACGUAAUUUCGUAUCUAUGAUGGCAUACAAUGACUCGAAAUUAUGUAAUGUUUUGCUCUCAAACGAAUUGAAUCGUCGACUUUCGGUGUAUGGCGUGAACAGCAACGCCUGUCAUCCCGGAAACAUGAUUAGCACCGGACUAUCGCGCAACUGGUGGCUCAUGAGGGGUCUGUUCGCGUUUGUCAGACCAUUCACCAAAUCUGUGGGACAGGGAUGUGCAACGCCGGUGUAUUGCGCCACCGCUCAGGAGUUGGAUGGCAUCGGUGGUCUCUAUUUUAAUAACUGCUAUCAAUGUUUGCCUUCAAAAGCGGCCCAAAACACCGAUUUGUCGGCUUCUCUAUGGCUGUUAAGUGAAAAAAUGAUUGAAAACGCUAUCAAACAAUUGAAGUCUCAAUAA
This is a messenger RNA of Oppiella nova, 1351 nucleotides long. Lineage: Eukaryota; Metazoa; Arthropoda; Arachnida; Sarcoptiformes; Oppiidae. The record is from the annotation of a GenBank genome assembly.